AUGCCCUGGCGACCACUUCCACGAAUCGCCUUUGCAGUCGCUAUCUACCCUUUCCAACCUUCCUCUCCUGCAGACCUUCCAUUAGAACUGGGCGAUGAACUUUACAUAAUUGAACAGGGUGGGAUAAAUGGCUCGUGGUAUCGGGGUUAUCUUGUUGCGCCUCCUUCGCUGCUUGCCGGCCUGACUAGCGUCAAAGGCCGUACACUUGAGGCACGCGUGUUUUCAGGAAUCUUCCCCAAGAAUUGCGUAGAAGUGCGGGAAGUCUUGGGUGAUUCAGAUGGGUCAAAGGAUGGCAGAUUAAGCACUGAGCCUGUCCCGAGGAGAUAUGCUGGCUCAACAACGAGCGCCGGGUCUCUGGAGGACAGCUUUUCUGCCGUGGAUAGCAAGACGCUUCACAACGGUGAAGGGGAUCUGAAAGCGUCGCAGAAAAAGAUGUCCCAAAUUACGAUUAUCAAACUAGAGGAGGAUGGAACCAGACGGCGGUCUGUGUCUCCAUCUUUACCAUUGACGCCAAUAUCCCUAGGCCCUCGCGACCCAAACACUACAAAACCACCUGCUCCAGUGCCCAUGCUUAAAAUCGGUGACGAGACCCCCACAUCGGUUUCGGAACCUCUCGUUGAUGAGAUCGCUUCGUGUUUGCGCGAAUGGCAUUCCACAAACAUCCACCAACUGCUCCUGGCUCGCCAAUACACAACGCUGGAGAGCUUGUCGAAUAUUGUCUUGGAACUAGAUCUUGCGCGACGACAGCUGCUGCACAAUAUCCUAACAGCUCAAGAGCUUGCAACUUUGCGUGAGGAGACAGUUUGGAAUCUUGUGCGGGGAAAUAAAAUGCUUAGCGGAGAAGUGGUUGUGCGCGACCCGAAGCAACGAGGGCGCCUACUUACCGGAGAUGAUUCAGCCACGGAACUCACCAAGCUGCAGUCUGAGAUGAGCAUGCUCGACAGUGGACUCACUCCUCAAGUCGACAAUAUCUCGCUUCACCACGUUCUUUUCGAAGUGAACGCUGUUUCUGGAACCGAUGCGAAUUCGGUAAUCCUUGGUAUCAGCUUAUGGUUGAAACAAGCCAAUGGUGAUACUAGACAACUUUCAGAAACUUACACUUUAGAUCUCCCAGCCGUAGAAACCUUCUCAAACCUGGUUGACAAUACAAAGAUGAAGACGCUCUUUACAGAAUUGAGUGCAUCGGAUAUUGGCGAAGGUUCCAACUCCGAUUCCAAGCUUUACCUUGUCAUCAAGGCCAUGGGACCUGAAUCACCAAGAAUUGACGCGCCACCAAAGACUCGAUCAUCAAGUUCCCGCGAUGGAUCGUUCUCAAAUAAAGUUUCUUCUAGUCUCAACAGUGCAGGUAAGGGCAGCUUAAAGGGUAGACGGAGUAUGAUGUGGGGCCAUAAAUCUAGGGGUUCAGGUCUCGAGGUGGGCAAAGAACCGUCAAGAUCUCUAUCACAAUCAAGUGACUCCGUUACAGCUAAGCCCAACAAGCCCGACACCCCAGGAAAAGAACCUACAGUUAUUCGGACAGUGGGAGUUGGCGCUCUGGAAAUCGGGUCGCUGCUCAAGCAAAACAAGGAGGUCGAGCAGGUCAUCAACUUUUGGUCUCCCGUUGGUGAAAAUGAUGAAGAGGGUAACUAUUCUGAGGGCUUCGAUGAGGUCAUACAGUCCCUUCUUUAUAGCCCAACUGGUCAAUAUGUGAGAUCCCAUCGCAUCUCGAGAGUGCAUUCACACCUCCACCCAUUCACCAGCAACGAUGCUGAGACGCUUGUACGAAACAACCCUACAUCGCUGCAUAACGUUGCGCAAACAAAGCGAAUAGGAUUUACCGGUGCGCCCACUAAACCAAGAUCCGAUAUCUAUAUCACGAUAAAUCGUGCAACCAUUUCACAAGACGCAUUGCUUUCUCAUCCGAUUAACGGCCAGCUUCCUGUUCCACAGAUGACCGGUCUACGAAACCUCCAGUUGACCGUUGAAGUCCGCAAUGCGGCAGGUGUACGUCUUGAACAUUGUAUUUACCCUUCUUCUAACGGGCCAGGUCAAACUGCGUGGAGAACUACGGUUACACAAAGAGGCUCACCCUGGAAUCAAUCGAUUCGAUUAAACAUUCCUGCUGAUGAAGUUCCCGGUUCCCAUCUUAUAAUGAGCGUAGCUGACGCUCCCGAGUUUCCAUUUGCUCUAAGCUGGAUGCCAUUGUGGGAUCAACAGGCAUUUAUUCGUGAUGGUCCUCACUCUCUGUUAUUGUAUGCCUAUGACAAAUCUACCUCGAGCAUUGAAAAUGGGCGUGGAGCCUACCUCUCCCUUCCCUGGAGUGCACUUGGGAAAAACGAAUCUGCUAAAGAUGAAGCUGUUACUGGUCCCCUAGCAACAUUAUCCAUAGAAACUGACCUCUGCAGUACGGAGUACUCCCAGGAUCAAGUUAUUCUGGGCCUUAUCGGCUGGCGAGAACGGUCCGCAACGGAAGUUCUAGCACUUUUGAAAAGGAUCGUUUUCGUCCCAGAAAUAGAAAUAGUGAAGCAGUUGCGGGAUGUGUUCGAUGCGCUGUUUGGGAUUAUUGUGGAGAAUGCUGGGAAUGAGGAGUAUGAAGAUCUCGUUUUCAAUGACUUGGUUACUGUCCUUGGCAUCGUACAUGAUCGUCGAUUUAACCUUGGUCCCUUGGUCGACCAUUACGCUGAAAAGCAGUUCAACUUUCCCUUUGCUACAUCCUGUCUAAUCCGGAGCUAUUGCCGCCUUCUCCAAGCUACUCCUGAUUCUCAACAGUCUCGUAACCUCCGUGCAGCUUUCAAGGUUGGCCGACAUCUGCUAAAAUUUAUAAUCAACGCCAGGGAGCAGCAAAAGGUAAAGGAGGAAGGUAUUGGUAUCACCAAAGUUCAGUCGACCUUCAACCGUGAUUUGCAUUUUAUUUUCCAGUCUGUGGAAUCCCUCAUGCAAAAUCCUUCUCCGAUCCUAGUCGGGAGUAAGACUUUGGUAGUUCAGCAUUUCCAUACCUGGCUGCCCGAACUUUCAAAUGCCUUGACCAAGGAAGAAAUCAUGAAUAUUGCCUUGAGCUUUAUGGAUGCCUGCAAAGAUGUGAAGAGCAUGCUUAUCCUUUACAAGCUGGUUCUGAUUCUUAAUUAUAUCCAACUUCCACUUUUCGAGUCCGUGAAAGAUAGGCAGACUCUAUAUACCUGCUGUAUCGGUUGGCUUGCUCCGUACUGGGGACGAACCAGUGAUGCCAAUGACCAGUAUCGAGACCAAGUUCGGCUCUGUUCGUCAAUUGUUGCAGAGCAGCUGAAGCACCCCUCUCCUGAACUGUAUGCAUACAUGCCGAAGGCUGUAGCAUCGUACUGCGCUCUCGUUGGGGAUGGUGUUGAAGAAACAAAUUGGUUGUCAAUGCUGUUCAGUAAAUCUUUCCCUUUCCAGCUCAAGCAGUCAAAAAUAAAGCAGAAAUUCGAAGAAAGUCUCGUUGAACUUGCAGCCAUUAUUGCCUCUCUUGCGAAAAUACCGAACCCGACACCGCUUUUGCUCAAGGAUGAAGAUCUCGCCUUGUUUUUGACACAGUCUCUCCAAACCCACAAAUCUAUUCUUAGCUGUGAGGCUUAUCCCUCUACAUGGCUGAGUGUACACAUCUAUCAUCACCGAUCGACCAUGAAGAGCUUGGAAUACCUGUCAACAAUGCUCAUCAGCUCAUUCCUUCCCCCUCCCGAUGAUGCGGAUAAUUUCGACAUGGAACUGUGGAAAUUAUUCUUUGACACAUUGUUGAAGCUUGUAUCAAGUGAUGCCCUCGCACUCGAAACAUUCCCCGAGCAGAAACGCCGGGCAGUAUGGAAGAUUGCUGGUGAUGUGCGAGAGCACGGCGCUGAUUUGUUACAGAGGACCUGGGAGUCUAUUGGUUGGGAUACCACUGCGGACGAACAAGAGCGCUAUGGUUUGAAGAAGCUGGGCGGAUAUCAGGUUCAAUAUGUUCCUACCCUUGUCUCUCCGAUUAUCGAACUCUGCCUCAGCAUACACGAAGGCCUUCGACACGUUGCAGUGCGAAUUCUGCAGACCAUGAUAGUUAGCGAAUGGCAAUUGAAUGAAGACCUUUCUAUAGUGGAAGCAGAAAUAAUAUCCAGUUUGGAUCUCCUGUUCAAAACUAAGAACAUUAGCGAGAGUGGGACGCAGAAAUUGUUUAUCAGCGAGUUACUAGACCUUUUUGAAACAAGCACCUCAAAUCCUGAUGCUGAGCUUCUUGUUGCGUUGAAGGAACUUGUUGCUACUGUCGAUGAGUUGCUAGAUCUUUUGGUUGCAUCUCAUAAUGGAAACAUUACGGAGAGUCUCAACACCUUGAAGCUGAUGGAGUUUAUGAAAGACAUGGACAAGGAAGAUAUAUUUAUACGAUACGUGCAUGAACUCGCCCGUGGACAGGUUGCGGCACGUAAUUAUACCGAAGCUGGUCUUGCCCUUCAGCUCCAUGCUGAUCUUUAUGAUUGGGACCUUUCCAAGCUGGUACCUACUCUCACGAACCCCGCUUUCCCCGAACAGACAUCCUUUGAGCGAAAAGAGGCGCUCUAUUUUGAAAUAAUUCAACACUUUGAAGACGGUAAGGCCUGGGCACAUGCCCUAUCCUGCUAUAGGAAACUUGCCCAUUAUUACGAGCACAUGACACUUGAUUUCUCAAAACUGUCAAGAACUAAGGCAUCGAUGGCCAAAAUUUAUGAUCAGAUUGUGAAAGAUACCAAUCCACCUCAGAGAUAUUUCCGCGUCACGUUCAAAGGUCUUGGAUUCCCAACUAGUCUACGGGAUAAGCAGUAUAUCUUCGAAGGGUCUCCGACUGAUCGGAUGGCUACUUUUACAGAUCGUAUGCAAAAGGAAUAUCCAGCAGCUCAGAUCAUAUCAUCGGAUGAGCCUGAGGACGUUGAGGGGCAAUUCUUGCAGAUAUCUGCCGUCAGUGUACACAGGGAUAUGAAUCACACUGUCUACCAGCGGUCCAAGGUGCCUCAUUCAGUUCGAGAGCAUCUAUUGACCUCCCUACCCUCUCAAUUUUCCGUCACAUCAAAACGACAUACUAGUGGAGAUAAUGUAAAAGAACAAUGGGUCGCAAAAACGAUUUACACGACUGCGGAACCUUUUCCGAAUAUCCUCAGGAGAAGUGAAAUUGUAUCUACGGAUGAAAUUGUCCUGACUCCUCUCCAAACGGCUAUUGAGCGGACUUGGCGUAAAACAAACGAGCUCCUGCUUUUAGAGAGACGAGCUUCCUCUGAGAAUGACUUGAAUCUGACGGGUCUAACUGAUGUGUUAACCAAUCUGCUUGAUCUCGAAUCAUCGCAUUCAGGCUGCGUUGCUCUUUACAGACAGUUUUUGCUAGAUGAAAGUCAGGCGGCCAUGAAUUUGCAUGAUGGUGAGGAUGACGAGGGCCAAAUUGCACACCCCAUCGAUCCUUUAAACAACGCUCUGGCUGUUGCACUCAUCGAUCACGCUCUUGCAAUAAAGCGCUGCUUAGCAUUGUACAGUCGCCCCGCUUACCAGGCUACCCAGGCGGAACUCACACGUCGUUUCGAGUUUGCCUUUGCCCCUGAAGUUGCCUCUCUCACACCUGUCUGCAACACACCAGAAACGGAAGAACCGCCCAAUCUCCCCGGGGACCAUUCCGAACCUUUAAUCUCCUCUCGACCACAACCCAUCACAAACGCCCGCUCCAUCAGUCCCGAGCAGGACCUCAUUCGCGCCGCUCGCCAGCAGGACAAUCCUUCCCACACCAAACAUAACCACGAGAAAUCCAUCAGCACGCAUCGAAUCAGUUUGAAUCCCUUCAAACGCUCCAAUCAUACCGCCAACAACUCAACCUCCACCAUUACAGCUACUGCCAACGAUGCGCGCCAGCAAUCUGAAUCUAAGCUCAACGGAACACACACAUCGCGUCCCUCAACCGCGAAAACAGACGGCGCGGACGCCGUCUCUGUCACCCCUAGCCGUGCAGCGAGUCGACGGUCACGUACACGAGGCGGUGACACCCCCUCUAAAAGACGUAGCUGGUUUGGAGGGGGUGGCGGAAAUGAUACACACAAAAAUAGCUCACCCAUCUCUGCCCCUGCCACAUCCACAGAGGAUAUUCGUACAACGCAGCAGCGGAUCAUGAAACGGGCACGAUCAUCUCGAUCACAUAAAGGGAGGAAUGAGAACAAUGUUUCCUCCCCCUACAACACGGAAAAGAGUACUGGCGGUGUCGUCAUCAGCAGCAUCAGCAAUGCCGCAGCGAAGAUGAGCCAGAUUACACGGACGGUGUCUGGUGGGACACAUGGGAACAAUGGCAAUAAUAAUGUUACGAGUGCAAGCAACGCUCACCCCGUGACAUCGGAGCGGCUUGGGGCGAAAACUGCGAUGGGGGGGACGGCCACCAGUUCCCAGAAUAAUCAUGGAAAGAAUCACAUUUACGAGGACAAUAGUGUGAUUAAUAGUAGUAGUAUUACGGCAAGUAGGGCACCUGUCGAUGGCUCUGCUAACGCUAAUACCGGGGGUGGUGGAGGUGGAGUUCGAGACUCUGUGAUGAAGCGAUUGAGCAUGCUGAAGGCUGGGAGGAAGGCAACUAGACUUAAUGUUCGGGACGGGGGCAGGACUGGGGGAACGUUGAAGGAGGAGUGA
Messenger RNA from Paracoccidioides brasiliensis Pb18, 6588 nucleotides. RefSeq lists its product as uncharacterized. The record is from RefSeq and is a predicted model, not a curated record. Bases 1 to 6588 code for a protein of 2195 amino acids. Gene Ontology annotation, molecular function: guanyl-nucleotide exchange factor activity; small GTPase binding. Gene Ontology annotation, biological process: small GTPase-mediated signal transduction. The transcript has a single exon. Gene Ontology annotation, cellular component: plasma membrane; cytoplasm.